UUAGUUUCGGUUUUAGUUUUGUCUUCAGCUGUCUUAACCAUUCGGUUGUGUUUAGUCGAUGGCCAGGCAUUUAUUUCCCUUGUUUACCGGCAAACAGUGAAUAGUACAUUUAAGGUUUUAUUAUGGACUACUACUAUUAUGACGAACCAGAAAAUGAUUUGGAACACCAAGCUGAGGACUACGAAUACGAUGCGGAUUUAGUGGGUGAGGAGUCCUUUUCGGAUUUGUGCAAAGGAUGCAUUGCACAGACAUCAUAUCAAAUACAACAAUACAUCAUUAUACUUCUCAGUUGUGGUCUUGUUCAUGUCAUUUUGUGGGAAGCAACAAAACGCGUUCGGGAAGUCAAUGUAUUGUAUCAUCUGAUAUCCAUUCUAUGUGGUCUAUUAAGUUUAUGGCUAUAUGUUGGAUCAUCGUCCACUGUCUACGUGUUGAUUCAUAUUUUCAAUAUAUGUUUCUUCUUACGAUUAGUCCUAGCAAUUAAUAUCAACCAUAAAGGAUUGUGGGCUUGUAUCUACACCAUAGGGUGUCAAUUGUUAAGCGAAAUAGCACUGGGAGAAGAGAAGUUUGAAAGUAUUCGAGGGCCGUUGAUGUUGGUUAGUAUGAAACUGAUAUCGGUUGCCUUUGAUAUACAGGAUGAACGGGAAAAUUUUCAUUGGUCUUCAACAUUAGGUUAUCUGUGCAGUCCCUCGUCCCUAAUACUUGGUCCCUGGAUACCUUUUAGAACUUAUAGAGACAAAAAUAAGAUCGGCAGUAAGAGAUGGAAAAUUUUGAAAAUUAUUUUGUAUGUUAUUUCGUCGGUAGUAUUUCUCAAUCUAUCCAAUUGCAUAUUACCUUGGCUAAAACAAUUGUGGAACGGCGGUCUUUGGUAUCGCAUAUAUUUGGAUGCUUUAGCUGUUCGAUGUAGCCAUUACUUCAUAUCGUAUCUCUCCCAUGCGACGUUGCUUGUUAAUUGUUGGCCACCCUCAUUUCAUAUUGUUAAACCAUUGGAAAUUGAGUUUCCCCGUUCCUUGUCCACAGCAAUACGCAACUGGAAUAUACCCAUGCAUUUGUGGUUAAAAAGCAGCGUUUUUCAUCGAGUUCGUUCUUCGCAAGGAAGGCGUUCUCAUUUCAUUGCUAUCAUCACAACCUAUUUGGUAUCCUGUUUAGUGCACGGUUUCAACUACAAGGUACAUCUUGUCUUAGUUUCAUUGGGUUUGUUUAGCUAUUUCGAAAAUAAUCUGCGCCGAACAUUGGCGCAAGUUUUCAAUGCUUGCAUAGAGGCCUACCCAUGUCGAGGCAAUUGCAAAUAUAAGCACUGUACCAGAGGGCAUAGUCUCAUGUCUUGGCAUUCCAAACGCCAAGUUGUGAUGGUUCGUUUGGUGAAUUUCAUGUUUAGUUUUAUUGCCAUUGUUCAAUUGGCUUAUUUGGGUAUAAUGCUAAAUUCAAGUAAUCCAUCAUCUUCAUUCAUCGAUCAUUUAUUAGUAUGGUCACAUAUGAACUUUUUUGGACAUUGGUUAGCCUGCGCCAUGGCAAUAUUUUAUGUAGCCAUUUAAUAUAUAUCGUAUAUAUUUAUGUGUUAAUAAGUACUUAAGCAGUUUGUAUUGAUCUAUAAGACUCAGUAUUAAGAACUAUUGUUAAACAAAUUUUAUACUACAAUAUACGAAUUUUUUUAUUUACAAA
Molecule: messenger RNA, 1659 nt
Organism: Stomoxys calcitrans (stable fly)
Lineage: Eukaryota; Metazoa; Arthropoda; Insecta; Diptera; Muscidae
Gene: por
Product: protein-serine O-palmitoleoyltransferase porcupine
Exons: 1
Coding region: 123-1532 (469 amino acids)
Biological process (GO): Wnt protein secretion; lipid modification; protein palmitoylation
Cellular component (GO): endoplasmic reticulum; membrane
Molecular function (GO): palmitoleoyltransferase activity; Wnt-protein binding
Source: RefSeq, a predicted model, not a curated record